AUGGAAGACUGUUGCGCGGUCUGCGCGGAGCCGUUGGAGUGGGUAGCGAUAGGCCCGUGCGGGCAUCGCGACGUGUGCUCCAUGUGCGUCGCGCGCCUGCGAGUCGUAAUGAACGACCAGCGCUGCUGCAUCUGCAAGCAGUCCUCGCUCGCCGUUGUCGUCACCAAGGCUCUGGGCGACUACACGCGAACGUCGUUCGAUUUCGCAGCGCUGCCGUCGCUCGUCGCCACGCCCGGGCGACCCGGGGCAGGCGAGUACUGGUACGACAGCGCCAUGGGCGCUUACUUCGACGACGAGUCGCACUUCAAGACAAUGCGCGCAAUGACGCGCCUCACCUGCUCCAUCUGCGCCAAAUCCCCGCCGGCCGCCGCCUCCGGCUCCGCCGCCGCCGCCGGCGCCGCGGGCGGAGCGAAUCCGCCGUUCGCGGGGACGGGGGCGGCGCCGCCGGGGCUGGCGUUCCGCAGCUUGAGCGCGCUGAAGGACCAUCUGGGGCGCGCGCACGCCGUUAGGAUGCAAUACGUGUCGUCUGCCAUUUGGAUUCCCUUCUUCUGGCUUCAUCCCUCCCGCACUCCCCCCCACUCGCCCCUGCCUUCCGCCUGCUCGUUUCCGCCACACUCCCAACCCACCCCGCCCUCUUCCCCCUUAUCUCCCUCCUCCUUAACCACUCCUCUUCUCCCGGCUUUCUCUCUCCCGUCGCUCGUUCUCACGUUCGCUGCCUCCUUUUCCUCAUAUCUCCCUUGCCAAUACAUCCGUUGUCCCCGCUCCCGCAUCCCCUCCGCACAUCUUUCUAUCCGAGCACCGACUGUUUUCCUAUCGGAGCAGCGCUUCUACACGCGGCAGCAGGUGGAGCGGCACGAGGCGGGCGGAGAUCCCGAGGUGGACGCUCGCUGCCAGUACAUCCAGUGUCCCCUCUCCCGCUCCUCAGGUCUUUCUAUCGGAGCAGCGCCUGUACACGCGGCAGCAGGUGGAGCGGCACGAGUUUUGAGACGCCUCAAAAGCCCUCCCUUCCCCCUCCCCCUCCUUUCCCCCUCCCCUUCCCUUCCCCCUCCCGCAGGUCUUUCUAUCGGAGCAGCGCCUGUACACGCGGCAGCAGGUGGAGCGGCACGAGGCGCGCGGAGAUCCCGAGGUGGACGGCAGCAGCGAGGAGGCGCGCGGCGGGUUCAAGGGGCACCCGCGCUGCGACUUCUGCGCGCGGCGCUUCUACGGAGACAACGAGCUGUUUCACCACAUGUCCACGGAGCAUUUCACAUGCCACAUUUGCCAGCGGUAAGAGCGGAGGGAGGGGAUGGGGCCUGGGCAAAGUGGGGUGGAGAGGGGGUAGGAGGGGGUGGGAGGGGGAGGGAGGGGUGGGAGGGGAUGGGAAGGGGUGGGAGGGGAAACGGUGCGAUUGGAAGGGGUGGGUGGGAGAAACGGGUUCAAGGGGCACCCGCGCGGCGCUUCUACGGAGACAACGAGCUGUUCCAUCACAUGUCCACGGAGCACUUCACGUGCCACAUCUGCCAGCGACCACCACGUGUGCGAGGACAGGGAGUGUCUGGAGAGGGGCACUUUUCCGCCCAUACCACACAUCCCGGUCCACACUCGUCCCCCCGUUCCACCGUCUCCCCGUCUCCCCGUCCCCCCGUUCCACCGCCUCCCCGUCUCCCCGUCCCCCCGUUCCCCCGUUCUCCUCUCCCCCUUCCGCAGAACCACUUCCGCGCAGACCACCACGUGUGCGAGGACAGGGAGUGUCUGGAAAAGAAGUUUGUGGUGUUUGCAUCGGAGAUGGAGCUAAAGGUGCGUGAGGGGGUGCAGGCACAGAGGGUGCGCAGUGCGCGCACAUGGCUUGUGAGGGGCAGGCAGGCAGGGAAGUGUGUAGCGGGGAAGUUUGUUGUGUUUGCAUUGGAGAUGGAGCUAAAGUCGACUCAAAAGGGCACUCACAUAUACCUGGGUGUGACUCGCGAGGACAGGGAGUGCCUAGAGAAGAAAUUCGUGGUGUUUGCAUCGGAGAUGGAGCUAAAGCAACACAUCGCGCAGCAGCACGCGGGCAAUAUGAAGCGCGCCGAGCGCAACCGGGCACUGCAGUCCCUCCUCCUCUCCCCUCCCUCCUCCCCCUUCCCGUGUUCACGUUCUUCCGCUCUUCUUUCUUCUCCCUCCCACUUCCCCUCCCCUCCUUACGACCUCUUCCCUGUCUCUUAUUCAAUCCCGCCUUCCCAAUCCCCCCUUCCCAGUUUUUCAACUUCCCCUCAUUACGCGCAGAGGGUGGCAGGGGGAGAGGCAGGGGGGGGCGACAGGGGUACGAGGGCGGGGGAGGGGGACGAGGAGGGGGACGCGGAGGGGGGUUCGGGGGCGGGAUGGGGGGGAUGGGGGCGGGUGUGA
Molecule: messenger RNA, 2358 nt
Organism: Closterium sp. NIES-65
Lineage: Eukaryota; Viridiplantae; Streptophyta; Zygnematophyceae; Desmidiales; Closteriaceae
Source: the annotation of a GenBank genome assembly